This is a messenger RNA of Cryptotermes secundus, 2498 nucleotides long. RefSeq names its product protein gone early (gene goe). Gene Ontology annotation, cellular component: plasma membrane. Gene Ontology annotation, biological process: protein processing. The record is from RefSeq and is a predicted model, not a curated record. Gene Ontology annotation, molecular function: metalloendopeptidase activity. Lineage: Eukaryota; Metazoa; Arthropoda; Insecta; Blattodea; Kalotermitidae.
AUGCUACCGAAGAUGAAUGGAAGUGUAGCUCCAUGUGAUGACUUCUGGAAUUACGCAUGUGGCGGAUGGCUCAAGGACCAUGUGUUGCCUCCUGCAGCACGUAGUAAAUGGAAUCAAGAUGAGGAGAUUGCCUUCAGGAAUCGAGAGGCUAUUCGGUCCUUGGUCACAACAUUGCCACAUCCAACACGAGACAGUUCAAUUGAAUGGAAGAUGACUCGUCUGUAUGAAUCAUGCAUGGCUCUGGACACCAUUGAAUCUGACAAGUACACACCUCUGCGAAAAAUAAUUAAUCAGAUGGGAGGUUGGCAUGUACUACGUGAAUUCUCAAUUCACUCGUGGGACUAUCGACAAGCACUCCAGCAUUUACAUGCCCUAUAUGGUGUGUCUCCAUUCUUCAAAGUGACAGUAGUACCUGACCCAAGGGAUCCCAUAAAGUCAAUCAUACAGGUGAGCCCAGCUGGACUAGGGCUUCCAGAUCGCAGCUAUUACUACAGGCCAUCUGAUAGUUUGGCCUUAACAGCUUACAAGCAUCAUCUGCGAGAUGCUGUCAGUAACCUUGGUGCUACUACCACAGCUGCUGACCGCUUCAGUGAUGAAACCUUCCAUUUUGAGAAACGUAUUGCUGAAAUAACUCCAUCUCUUGUGGACUUGCAAGAUCCCACACAUGCUACCAUUGUGACAGUGCAGAAGCUGAAGAUACUGGCCCCUUCUAUUCCCUUUCAUGAUAUUUUGCUGGCCAUGUUUCCUAAAGCAAAUAUUGGGGACACAACAGAGGUGCUGAUGCCAUCAGAAACCUACAUCACCAAGGUAUCUUCUGUUCUGUCAACUACAGACAGAGAAUCAUUGAACAAUUACAUGAUGUGGGUGCUUGCUAUGCAUUACCUGCCAUAUCUGUCACAGGAAUUCAGAGAUACAGUCAACUAUUUCAGGAAAGAAAUGACAGGAGCAAAUGAGCCAUUGCAGAGGUGGGAGAUGUGUAUAGAAACGCUUCAGAGGUUUAUGGCAUUUGCUCUGGCAACAAUGCAGGAUCAAGCCAUGGCUGAAACUGACAGAAAUGCUGCUAUAAAUGUGGUGAAUGAAAUGUUUGACUCAACUCGCAAUCAAGUGAGGAAGAGGGUAGAACGAGCAGAAUGGAUUCCACCUGAACUACGAGCUUUACAACUGGAGAAGAUAGACACACUGGAUCUACAGGUUGGAUUUUCAUCACGUCUCCUAAGCAAAGAGUACAGGGAACGCUAUUAUUCAAAACUGUUUGUACAGAAAAAUGAUUUUUUCCAAAAUAUUCAAUAUGGCGUGGAGUUCUUGCGAGAAAUUCAGCAAGAACGUCUUGCUUCUCCUUCUGAAGAACACAGGUGGAUAGAUGCCUUGUCUGUUGGCAGCAGUCCAACUUACGUGACGUCGGCCAAUAAAGUGAUAGUACCCUUGCAUAUCUUGAUACCACCAGUCUUCCAUCCUGAAUAUCCCUUAUCUGUUCUUUAUGGAGGAGUGGGUGUUCAGCUGGCGACUGCCUUUGUAUCAGCUGUCCUUCCAUGGAAUGUUCUGUAUGGAGCUGAUGGGAAGCUUCUUCCUUCAGAUCAUGUGACAGUAAAUCAAUCGGCCCUUGCAUCCCAGGCCCCCAUAAAGUUCCUAAUAAAAGAUUUGGUCAAGUCAGGUCACAUUUCAGAGUCAGUGGCUAACAGAACAGCUCUUGCUACUAUGAAACAAAUUGCUGCCAUCAGACAGGCAUACUUGGCAAUGGUUGCAGCUUUAGCUGAACUGCCACACACCCACCAACCAGCAAUGGAGAAGUUUGAAAGUGAUGCAGUAUUUUUCCUCACACAAGCACAAACACUGUGUUCUGUAUCGACAGGGCAACAAGAUGACACCGAUGAAACCAUAAGCUUCCAGCUGAAAGGCUCUUUACUACUGAAGACUGUGCUUAGGCAGUUGAGGUCGUUUACAGAAGCUUUCUCCUGUCCUGCCAGUUCAGCAUACUAUUCAUCCAGUGUUUGUAAGGAAAUACUUUAAAGAGAGAGACUGCAGAGUGUCCUUCACACAUUAACUGUAUCCACUGUCUCUCAAACUGACAAUCAGGUGACUUAAUAAUACUCCUCUUUUUUCCAUGCAAGUAAGACUUUCAUAUUUUUCUGUAAAUAAUACAAAACUGAUAAAAAAUAUAAUUUUGCAUUAUGAUUGUAAUCUAAUAUCUCUUUUCCUGUUAAGGACUCAAAGUAGUGGGGACAAUGCAGUUUUUGGGUUCAAAGGUCAUUAUUUUUGUAAGAAACAAACUGGAGACUGGUGUGUGUGUGUGGAAACAUUUUAUUGAGAGAUUGAAUAUGUAAUUCUAGAAAUAUAAUCAUAUUUAUACUGUGAAGAUUGUGUGGGGAUCAGAUAAGGAAAAAUAUGGUUUAUGACAAUAACAGAUUUAUUGCAUGGUGUUGAAUGCCAGUUUAAAUAGCUUGGCUAAGUAUGUCCAGACCAAAUUACAGUGUUUUCCAUCAGAAAAACAAACAUUUAUA